GAAUAUUCCCGAAACACCAUUUUAAUAUUAUACUAGUUCAAUUGUGUUAUAGAUUAUUUUUUUUUAAUUAUGGAAGACGAUCAGGAUUCAAUUGAAAUUGCAAGUCCAAAUAAAAGUGCCACUAUCCUUUGUGUUCAAUACCUUGUAUCACACCACAUGAAAUCUAAAAAUGUAAUUAAAAAAGAUGAUCUGAUGAAAACUGUCUUCAAGGGUCGCAAUAUUGGAAAAAAUUAUGAAAAAGUUAUGGAAGAAGUGGCAUACACUUUAAAAAAUACUUUUGGAUUUUCAAUAUCAUAUAUUAAAAAUGAUCACAAACAGUUCAUAAUUAUAAACAGUAUAGAUGAGAUCGAUGUUCCUCGAUUAAGUUCUUCUGAAGAAUCAAAAUAUCGUAAUUUACUUAAACCAAUAAUUGGAGCUUUAGUUAUGCUUCGUACACCAAUCAGCGAAGGUCAAAUGUGGAAUAUAUUGGAAAAAUUUGCUCUGAAGUUCAAUUUAGACAUGGAUUAUAUAAAACAAAUUUUUAAAGGAGAUUUUGUAAAAGAUCAAUAUCUUCAAUACAAACUCACUGAUGAUACAACUAUAAUGCUUGAUCCAGAAAAAACAAUUUAUUGGUUUACCUUAGGACCUAGAGCUUUAGAAGAAUGUGAUCAGAUGACAUUAUUAAAUCGAGUUGGUGAGUUGUACAACAAGCCUGCCAAGUCUUUCAAGCGUGUUUAUGCUGAGUUAAUUAAAUAAUAAUUGUUAUUUAUAUUAAGUCGUUUAAUCUUUAUUGUGUUGUCCUAAGAAUAAACAAUGUAUUCAACUUUUUAAAAUAUACAAAAUAAUAUGUUUAAAGUUCGAUUUUUAUUAUAAAGUUCUCGAGAAUAAAAUAUUGC
Messenger RNA from Melanaphis sacchari, 875 nucleotides. RefSeq names its product melanoma-associated antigen D4-like. Gene Ontology annotation, cellular component: nucleus. The coding region runs from base 70 to 735 and encodes 221 amino acids. NCBI's taxonomy places the organism in Eukaryota, Metazoa, Arthropoda, Insecta, Hemiptera, Aphididae. The transcript has 6 exons. The record is from RefSeq and is a predicted model, not a curated record.